Molecule: messenger RNA, 437 nt
Organism: Porites lobata
Lineage: Eukaryota; Metazoa; Cnidaria; Anthozoa; Scleractinia; Poritidae
Source: the annotation of a GenBank genome assembly
AUGCCUAAAAAUAAACCGAAAAUAUCCUGCGAAGCGCUCAAACAAAGAAAAAUGAAGCGUACACGCGAAGGAAGCUCACAAACAGACGAGGAUGUCUUCGAGGACGACAGCCAUGACUGCCCAAAAUGCAAGUCAACAAAUACUCGUCUCGCUGAAAUUGAUGAGAAGCUUGAAAGACUAUUAAAGUUAACAGAGGAAUUUGAAACCAACAAGAGCCGAGUUAAAUCCCUCGAAGAUGAACAGAAAAGCAUGCAAGAAAGCCUCGGAAGUUAGAUAACAUUGCUGAACAACAGAAGACAGUCAUCUAGAAAUUUUUAGCGGUCCUCAAGUAAUAGAAAAUUCUAGGCAAUACUUGCUUCUCCGAACAGAUAUUUUACAGAAAACAGUGGUUAGGUGCCCCUGAGAAGACCACUGAAGCUUCACUUCAACGCGUCUAA